GGGGGCUGGAAGUCUGAAUUCAGAGCACCAUCUGUAGGGGAAGGUAUUCUCUCUCUGUUGGCUCUGGAGGAAGGUUCUUGUCUCUUCACCUUCUUCGUUCCUUGGGGAUCUCCCUGUGUCUUGGCAUCUGUCUUACUCAUCUUUGCUUCUUAGCUUGCGUUUAAUCUCUUUUAUUUCUAGAAGAGAUUGACUCAAGAUACACUCUACACUGAUCCUGUCUCACAAACACAGCAAAGACAACCCAUUCUCCAAUGGGAUUAUAACCACAGGCACAGAGGUUAGGAUUUAUAACAUGUAUUUUGGGGGGACACAGUUUAAUCCAUAACAUUACACCUUUUGGCCCCCAGUAAUUUAUAUCCUUGCCACAUGCAGAACACAUUCACCCCAUCCCAUCAUCCCGAAAAUCUUAAAUCAACUCCAAGUCCAAAGCCUCAUCUUCUGAAUCAUCGGAAUCAAAUAUGGGUGAGACUUUAGGUGUGUUACAUCCUGGGGCAGAAUCCCUCUUCAUCUGUGAACCUGUGAAAUCUAGACUACAAGUUACCUGUUUGCAAGAUACAAUGGUGGAACAGGCACAAGGUAGAUAUUUCCAUCACAAAUGGGAGAAAUUGGAGGGAAAGAAGGGAUAACGGGCAUCAAGCAAGUCCAAAACCCAGCUGAACAAAUUACAUUAGCUCUCAAAGCCUGAAAAUCCUCUUUUCUCUGAGAUUACCUGGGCAAUGGCCCCACCCUCCAGACUCCCUUGGCUUUGGGCAGCCCCAUUCUCCUAGUCCAUCUGAGUGCCAACCCCACCCCCUCAGCCCCAGCAGGCCUUGUUCUGCCCUUUGGGCAUAGCAGCCCCAGCUUUGAGUAGCGACCCCAUCCCCUUGGUGUACCUUAAUGGUAGCCCCAUACUCUGGAACAAUUGGUGAAGAUCUGACUCUUUGAAACCUAGGAGGCUGUGGCCCCACCCUUUGAGAUCCAGGCCCCACCCUUUGAAACUGAGAAGGCCCUGCUUCCCAUGCUCCUUUCAACAGUUCUGCUGAUUUCCAAACUGCUCCAGGGAUGGUCCUUUUCUUUUCUUGGAGGAUAACAGAUGUAGUUUCUUUGGCUUGUUUCCUGCCUGUAGAAUUCCAAGAGGCAGACAGUUUCCUUUUGUCUUGUCUCUGACCCCUUCAGACUAAGCUGGUGGAUUUUCUGCUGUGGUAGUUGGUAAGAUCCAUCAAUCAUAGACUUAAUCUCUUUAAUAAAAGAUUGUGUAGCCAUGCAUUUUGAUGUCUAUAAUUUUACCAACAAGCUCUUGAAGGCAACCCAGGAUUUUACUAUUAGGCACCUUAAAACCCUUCCAGCUUCUACCCAUUAUCCAGUUCCAAAACUGCUUCCACGUUUUAAGUGUCUGUUAGAGCAGCACCCCACUCUUCCCCGUACUAAAUUCUGUCUUAGUUAUAUAGUGCUGCUAUAACAGAAAUACCAUAAGUGGAUGGCUUUAACAAACAAGCUUAUUCUCUCACAGUCUAGUAGGCUGAAAGUCCAAAUUCAGGGCAUCAGCUCCAGGGGAAGGCUUUCUCUGUCAGCUCUGGAGGAAGGUCUUUGUCAUCAAUCUUCACCUGGACUAGGAGCUUCUCCAUGCAGGAACCCCAGGUCCGAAGGACACCUUCAGCUCCCUGCUCCUUGUGCUGCUUUCUUGGUAGUAUGAGGUCCCCAUGUCUCUCUGCUCCCUUCUCUUUUUUAUAUCUGAAGAGAGAUACGGCCCAAGACACAAUCCAGUCUUGUAGAUUGAGUCCUGCCUCAUUAACAUAACUGCCACCCAUCCCACCUCAUUAACAUCAUAGAGGUAGGAUUUACAACAUAUAGGAAAAUCACAUCAGAUAACAAAAUGGUGGACAGUCACACAACACUGGGAAUCAUAGCCUAGCCAAACUGAUACACAUAUUUGAGGGAUACGAUUGAAUCCGUAACAGGUGGCUUUAGCAAAUUUAUUUUCUCGCAUUUUAGGAGGCUAGAAGUCCAAAUUCAGAGCACCAGCCCUAGGCAAAGGCUUUCUUUCUCUGUCGGCUCUGGAGUAAGGUCCUUGUCUCUUCAGCUUCUGUUUCCUGGUUCCUUGGAGAUCUCCAUGUGUCUUGGCAUCUGUCUUACCCAUUUCUGCUUCUUAGCUUGCAUUUAAUCUCUUUUAUAUUUCAAAAGAGGUGGACUCAAGAUGCACCCACACUAAUCCCAUCUCACUAGCAUAACAGACAACCCAUUCCCAAAUGGGAUUAUGACCACAGGCAUAGAGGUUAGGGUUUACAAAUGUUUUGGGGGCAUGCAGUUCAGUCUGUAACAAUGCCUCUUCAAACAUGUCCAUAGAGACAUGUACGUAAAUACACAAAAUAUAGAGGAAAAAAGCCUGGAUGAUACUCGUCAAACUGGUGCCAAGGUUUCUUCUGGGCCACUGUGAUGAGGGUGGUUAGUCAAAGGGGUUGGUCACUGUGAUGAGGGUGGUUAGUCAAAGGGGUCGGUCCCUGUGGUGAGGGUGGUUAGUCAAAGGGGUCGGUCACUGUGAUGAGGGUGGUUAGUCAAAGGGGUCUUGUGGCUUAUCCGCAAUGUUUGGAUUUUUCACAAGGAGUACUUUUUUUUUUUUUCACUGAGAGUUAAUACCAAGUAGUUUCAUGUACGAGAAACUAGUUUUCUGCUGAGAAUUUCAGAUGAAGCUUGUUGAUGCAAAAUGCCUUUUCCUCAAAUGCCGAAGGAGAGGAAUUUAUAGUCGGGUGGACAGUGGCAUCCAGAGCCGAAGCCUUCGUUUUUCUUGUCUGUUUGCCCUCACUUUAGUCAAGACAGCACUGCCCCUCCUCAAAACCAGUGAAGCAUAAGAGCUGAGUUUUUGUUUUGUUUUUUUAAAGCUAUGGGUUUCCCCAAGUUCCCUCAAAGCUUGGAAGUGCUGAUGGAGGAGUCGGGGCCUGUCAGUGGGCCCUCAGCAGCCCUUUGGAGCCUCUGGCUUCGUGAUCUUAGUUCUUCUUCCCCUUGCUUUGGCCAUCUAGGCUCAUGUUGCUCUGAUUCUGGAAUCUUAUUUACAGGGUAUCCGAUUUCCUUUCAAAGGUCAAGACAGAAUUCAAGGCACAACUGGGUGUUGGUUGCUGAGACAGAUUGAGUUGCAGGUUAGGUACUGGGACCUGGAGCAGAUCCUCCCUCACUUUGUCUGUGGAAGGCCACGCUCCAUGCCAGGGAGAGUGUCUUAGGGGACUUGGGUGUCGGGGCAUGGGAGAUUUCUCAAGAAGUGCCAAUAACAGGCUAGAUUUGGCUUCUCAUGGCAGCAUAGCUUGACCCUCAGAGUGUCUGGAAAGAGAAACAGGAACUGGGAAGGAGAAGUAGGAGACCCCUAGGGAAGAAAAUCGCCAAGCAGUAGAGAAGGACCUUGAAACUGGCUACUCAGGCAAUCAUGUGAAGCCUGAUUUCCUCAUGCAGUUGCUACGAGGGCUCCUGAGGCAGGAGGCAACCUCUUUGGCUUGUCCCCUGAGAUCCUCCUUUGGAUUCUGGCUCCUUUUGCCAGGCCAGUCAGGUAGGUCUGUCAGGUUUCUCAGGCCGCCAGGCCUGAAAUGACAUGGCAGCUCAGGCCUGAGUUUCUUCAGUAGGGAGCCCUGGUUCAAAUCCACCAGCCACUCCUAGGAAACCCUGUGGGGGAGUUCUACCCUGUCCUAAAAACCUGUUGCCAUCGAGUCAAUUCUGACCCAUAGCGACCCUAUAGGACAGAGUAGAACUGCCCCAUAGAGUUUCCAGGGAACACCUGGUGGAUUCCAACUGCCAGCCGUUUGGUUAGCAGCCGUAACUCUUUACCACUCUGCUACUAGGGUUUCCUGCUCUGUCCUAGAGGGGUUGCUAUGAGUUGAAAUCGACCUGAUGGCAACGAGUUUGGUUUAAGGUCUAAGCUUAGGAAGGCAGGAAAUAUUUUUCCCUGAAUCUGAGCUAGUGGCCCAGACACCUGAGAACAUGUGUUUUUGUUGUUGUUGUUGAAUUACUCCUCAGGAGAUGUGGGGGUGUGGUAGAGGUUCGGGACAGUGGGUGUCUGAGCAUGCAGCUGACUCAGCUCAAAACAGCUCCUUCCCUGCUCUCGGCGGCUGCGUUCCCACACUGGUAUUUUGGUUCCUGUUACAGAACCACAGAGUCAUCUGGCCCAGGUGCAAGCUCCCGUCCUUCCUUGCCCCCUGCCCCCAGGAGGCAGCUCUCCUAUAAAGGGGCCGAGCAGCUCAGCUACUCUCACUGGGUGUGGAGAGCAGGGGGGGGACCAUGGACUUCAUCAGUAUUCAGCAACUGGUAAGUAGGGAAAGAGUGGAAAGGAAAGUGCUGGGAUUUGGACACGGAGUUCCUGACCCUGGAGGCUGGCCUGGUGCCUGGAGGCUGGGAUCCCAAGAGGCCCGGGAGAGGCAGAAAUUGGAAGAAGAAGAAAAGAAGAAGAAACUUGAAAGAUUUAACAGCUCCAGACUUAAUCUGGAGAACCUGACCGACUUAGAAAACUUGGUUCAAAGACGAAGAAAACGACUAAAACGCAGAGUCCCCCCCAGGAAACCUGAGCCCCUGGUUAAGCCGCAGCCCCAGCCCCAGCUGGAGCCUGUGGACCUGGAGACGUUCCUGAAGGCAGCUGCUGAGAACCAGGAGGCCCUGAUUGACAAGUACCUGCUAGAUGGAGGAGACCCCAGCGCCCACGACAAGGUGAGGAACAUGUGGGGUGAGUCGGGCUCCUGUGCGGCUGCAGGAGUGCUGUCCUGGUGCGCUGUAGUCCUGGUCCUGGCAACUGCAGGCCUUUCCCGUUUUACAGGGCAGCCUCCUGAGCUGGGCAGGAAAGGCCUGGAGCAGGAUCCGGGGGAAGAUGCACUCCCUCUGCCUGAUCAGCCCUUUCUCCACCCCCAGCUUCACCGCACGGCCUUGCACUGGGCCUGCCUGAAGGGUCACAGCCAGCUUGUGAACAAGCUGCUGAAGGCAGGUGCCAGCGUGGACGCUCGGGACUUGCUGGACAGGACACCUGUGUUCUGGGCCUGCCGGGGAGGACACCUGGACAUCCUCAAACAGCUGCUUAACCAGGGAGCCCAGGUCAAUGCCCAGGACAAGGUUUGGAGCACCCCUGUACACGUGGCCGUCCGGACAGGGCACAGUGACUGUCUGGAGCACCUCAUCGCAUGUGGCGCCCACAUUGACGCCCAGGAUAAGGAAGGAGAUACAGCUCUUCAUGAGGCUGUGCGGCACGGCCGCUACAAAGCCAUGAAGAUACUGCUGCUGUACGGAGCCAAGCUGGGCAUGCAGAACGCGGCAUCAGUGACCCCAGUGCAGCUGGCACGAGACUGGCAGCGGGGCAUUCAGGAGGCACUGCAGGCCCAUGUGGGGCACCCUCGAACACGGUGCUGAUGAAUUCAGCAGACCACGGGGUCGCCCACAGCCCCCAUUCCAUCCCCACGCCACUCAGGCAUCUGCACACUCGUGGUUCUUGCCCAUCCGUCCUGGUUCCCCUCAGGUCGAUGAGGUGGCCAUCAGACCUAAGGAGCAGCCCAACCUGCAGGGUGAUAAAGCAGGUCUCUCUGGCUUCACGUGUAAGGGAUGACUGCUCCCUGCUAGGGCUGGAGCUAGGAAUGGGUGGCGUGGAGGACCACGGGUGAGCAGGAGACAAAGCGGGUCCAGAUGAGGAACAGUGGAACGGAGUAUGAGCUAGAGAUGGAGCAAAAGACGUGGAGUCCUAAGCCUGGAGUUACUCAGAGCUGGGUGUCAGACUUCCCCAGUGUCAGUUAAUCCUCAGUCCGGGAGGCUCAUGAGGCCCCCGCCCUCCCCAAAGGGCCCAUCUCCUGCCGACGAGGACAUACAAGAGGAACUGAAGGCAGCCUGGGCAUUUCUGCAGCUGGCCAGUGCCCCUAGGCAAGGGGCUUUUCCGGAAAACUCCAUUGCUGUCAGCAGCAACCCUGAUAGCAAGAGAGCAGCUCUACACAGCUCUGGUCUGAGGACUCUGGGGUUGGGUUCUGGCGGUCUGGAAGGGGUCAUUGAACAGGUUUGAGGCCCCACAGCAACAAAAGUCCAACCUGGUUGCUCCGAUGCCCUAAGACCAGUGAUCUGAAGCAAAUUUUUAGGGAAACCUUGUGCUAAACUGGAGCCUACUAUACCUAAAGGCUGGGUCGGGCCUGCCUCACUGGCUGGUGGCUGUUCUCCUACGGGUGAAGAGGCUGUGUGUUGGGGGUUGCUUGUGGCCCACUCAGUUCUUGGGGCGGUGGCCCGUAAUCCUAGUCAGCCUGAGGCUCUUCUGCCCGGUACAGGAGUUCUAGCUUUUGCCUGGACCUUGUGGCUGCAUCCCACUCUGCUUUAUCCCCCUCAGGCCAGGACACUGAGGAACUCUGACCUUGGUCCCACAAGGUGAGAGGAGGAGGCAGGGAGCACGCCUACUCCUCUCUCAUCUGGUAGCUGGUGUAGAUUUAGGACCCACCUCACACCUCUAAAGCUCUUUCCUCACUGUUCGGUUUCCAGUUUCACUGUGUAGACCUGGUGCUGAUCUCAGCACUACUGGCUGGGCUGGGUCCUUCGAUGCCAGAAAUCGAACCUUAAAGAGCUCCACCCCAGACAGAGGACCACAGGCUACGGGGAGAGCUGAAAGACGGAAGGUUUAGCCUCCCUUGCAUAGUACUGGGUUAUACAGUACCUGGGUUCGUUCAUUUUGCAGCAGUUUUUAGUCCACUGGUGGCCUUCCAGGGCCAAGAACAAGGCUGUUCUCUAUAUGCGAGAAAAAUGACAGUGUUCCAUGUCACGGGCCACAAACUUCUCACACCAACACAAUUAUGCCCGUACCAAUGGGCCCAGUGCUCCCCGAGGAUGCUGGUGCCAUGGGAGAAACAGGUAUUCAAGACCACGGAGAAGGUAACUCCCCAUCCAGAAAAUGGGGACGUAUAAGUAACAGACACACCAAAAAAACAAAAAAAAACCCUUUUUUGUAUGUAUCAAUACUUUUUGUUCAUUAAAAUGGGUUGAUUAUCCCUCACUGCCUAGUUGUCUGCGGUGGCUGAGAGGAGCCAGCGACUUAAGCACCGGGGCAGGCCGGGAGGGCCCAGGGCCCUGUCUUCUCCACAGCGAUGCCCAGGCUUGUUCACCACGCGAGCCUGACCGCAAGGCAGACUACAAAGUCAGAGCUGGAACGCUGUGGGUGCCUGGAGCUCGGCUCUUUCCCAUCUGUUAGCAGCUUUGUUCACUGGUGGACAGUGGUUCUCAGCCAUAGCUGUCUGUCAGAAUUACCAAGGAUUUCUUACCAUAAAGUUUCAAAAAUCCUGAUGUCCAGACUGAUUAAAUCAGAAUGCCUGGUGGAUGGAUCCGGGAAUCAGUAUUAUCAUGAAAGUGACAUGCUUGUCUAUGCAGAAAAACCCAACAAAUCUACCAAAGGAAAAAAAAAACCUAGAAUAAAUGAGUUCAGUAAAGGUUCAAGAUAUAAGAUAAACAAAAAAAUCUACUGUAAUUCUAUAUAGUAGCAAUGAACACGUGGAGUCGAAAUUAAAAAUACUAUUUACAAUUGCUCCCAAAAAAGUGAAACACUUAGGUGUAAAUCUAACAAAGUAUGUAAGGACUUGUAUGCUUAAAGCUGCAAAACACUGAUAAAUCAAAGAUCUGAAUAAAUGGAGAGAGAUACCUUGUUCUCGGUCAGCUCUCCCCAAACUGAUACACAGGUUGAUCAAAGUUCCUACCAAAAUCCCAGCAAGAUUUUUUUUGUAGAUAUAGACAAGUUGGAGCUAGGAUUAAGUGGGAGGAAUCAGUUUACCUUACUUCGAGACUUCUUCCGUAGCCAUGGUAAUCAAGCCUGUGGUACUGCCAGGCAGGUACAUGGAUCAGUGACACAGAACAGACAACCUGGAAACAGGCCCCACAAACAUGCCCAACUGACUGUGACAAUGGUGCAGGAGCAACUCAGUGGAGGAAGGACAGCCGUUUCAACAAAUGGUGCUGGAGCAAGUGGACAGGCAUGGGCAAGCAUGUCUCACACCCAAUACAAAAAUUCUCAAAAUGGAUCAUGGACUAAAAUAUAAAAGUAUGAAUCUUUUAGGAAAAAACAUAGGAGUAAAUCUUUGGGGAUCCUGGACUAGGCCAAGAGUACUUAGACAUGACACCAAAAAAAAAAAAAAAAAUACUGCAUAAAAAGACAAACUUGAUAAAUUGAGCUUCAUCAAAAUUAACAGUUUUGCUCUGUGGGAGACUCUGUGAAGAGGCAAAGAGAAGCUACACAUUGGGAGACAAUAUUUGCAAGCCAGAAAUCUGACAAAAGACUACUACCCAGAAUAUAUAAAGAACUCUUAAGACUCAACAGUAAAAAAAAAAAAAAAACGAAUUUAGUUGAAAAUGGGCAAAA
Messenger RNA from Loxodonta africana (African savanna elephant), 8311 nucleotides. RefSeq names its product ankyrin repeat domain 23 (gene ANKRD23). Bases 4237 to 5349 code for a protein of 370 amino acids. NCBI's taxonomy places the organism in Eukaryota, Metazoa, Chordata, Mammalia, Proboscidea, Elephantidae. Gene Ontology annotation, molecular function: protein binding. The transcript has 8 exons. The record is from RefSeq and is a predicted model, not a curated record.